AUGUCCACCACGGCGUACCAAGUGGUGGGCUUCCUCCUGGCCGCCCUGGGGCUGGCGGGCUGCAUCGCCGCCACGGGCAUGGACACGUGGAGCACCCAGGAUCUGUACGACAACCCUGUCACCUCCGUGUUCCAGUACGAAGGGCUCUGGAGGAGCUGCGUGAGGCAGAGCUCCGGGUUCACCGAGUGCCGGCCCUACUUCACCAUCCUGGGCCUCCCAGCCAUGCUGCAGGCGGUACGAGCUCUGAUGGUCGUGGGCAUUGUCCUCGGUGCCUUUGGCAUCCUGGUGUCCAUCUUCGCCCUGAAAUGCAUUCGUAUUGGCAGCAUGGAGGACUCUGCCAAGGCCAACAUGACGCUGACCUCCGGAGUCAUAUUCAUCAUCUCAGGUCUGUGUGCAAUUGUUGGAGUGUCCGUGUUCGCCAACAUGCUCGUCACUAACUUCUGGAUGUCCACAGCUAACAUGUACAGCGGCAUGGGUGGGAUGGUGCAGACAGUUCAGACCAGGUACACCUUUGGCGCAGCUUUGUUCGUGGGCUGGGUGGCUGGAGGCCUCACCCUGAUUGGAGGUGUCAUGAUGUGCAUCGCCUGCCGGGGCCUGGCCCCUAAUGAAACCAACUACAAAGCCGUGUCUUACCACGCCUCAGGCCACAACGUGGCCUACAAGCCAGGAGGCUUCAAGGCCAGCACUGCCUUUGGAUCCAACACCAGAAACAAGAAGAUUUAUGAUGGGGGCGCCCAUGGAGAGGAUGAGGUACAAUCUCAUCCUUCCAAGUACGACUACGUGUAA
Molecule: messenger RNA, 786 nt
Organism: Lepus europaeus (European hare)
Lineage: Eukaryota; Metazoa; Chordata; Mammalia; Lagomorpha; Leporidae
Gene: CLDN18
Product: claudin 18
Exons: 5
Coding region: 1-786 (261 amino acids)
Biological process (GO): bicellular tight junction assembly; cell adhesion
Cellular component (GO): bicellular tight junction; plasma membrane
Molecular function (GO): structural molecule activity
Source: RefSeq, a predicted model, not a curated record